AUGUCCUACAAAUGGGAAAGUCCAAAGAACAUGCCAUCCAAGAGGGUGUUUGCCACACCACUGGUGCAUGGAGACAAUCUGUACAUCGUUGGUGGUUGUGAUGAGAAAGGAGUACCACUGGACUGCUUUGAAAUGUUCGUUAUAAAGCAGAAAAAAUGGCACCGCCUUCAGAACAUGCCUACAAAGAGGGCAGCACCUGCAGUGGCUGGAAUCGGCAACAAAAUUUUUGCAGUGGGAGGAGUGUCUGAGUCACAGACUCCGCUGGAUGUUAUAGAAGUGUAUGACAUUUCAGAGAAGAAGUGGACAACUGUUGAUCCCUUGGGAGAGAAACUGCUGGGAAUUUCAUGUGUCAUAAGAGAGAGCAAAGCUUAUUUUAUUGGAGGAAUGAUGUCCGACACAAGUCCCAGUGACAUGUUUGUGGAACUUGAUGAGUCCAACAAGUGGCAAAAACUGGUGCCUCUACCCACCCCACGAUAUGCAACAUUUGCCUUUCUUAUCAGAGACAAACUCUAUGUCCUAGGUGGUAGGCAAGGUAAAAUUCCGACUGCCGCCUUGGAAGUGUUUGACUUCUCCACAAAGAAGUGGAGCAAGCUGCCAGACAUUCCCAGCAAGCGGGUGUUUGCCAUGUAUGCCGCCAGUGACAGCCACAUCUACAGUGUCGGGGGCCUGCUGCAGCCAGCCAGUCAGGGCUUUUCUGAUGCCUGUGAGGUGUUUGAUCUACAGACAGAGCAGUGGACAGUUUGUCCACCUAUGCCGACCAAGAGAGGAGACUUUGCUGUUGGUGUUGUCGGUGGCAAGUUAGUAUGUGCUGGUGGCUUAGGCAACGAUGGCAAACCACUUAAAACAACAGAGGUAUUUGAUGUAGCUUCCAAGACUUGGACAGCCAUAGCAGACAUGCCAUCUAGUCACUGCUCCUGCGCAUACACAUUGGCCAAUCAGCAACUGUUCGUGUGUGGGGGCUUGUCUUGUCGGGGCCCCAGUAACAGUCUAGAAGUAUUAAGCUACUCAUAA
This is a messenger RNA of Candidula unifasciata, 1011 nucleotides long. The record is from the annotation of a GenBank genome assembly. Lineage: Eukaryota; Metazoa; Mollusca; Gastropoda; Stylommatophora; Geomitridae.